UGGCGUCACGACCGGUACUGAGUACUUGGCGCCGGAGCUUUAUAGUCUCAGAGAGAGUGGGAUGGCUGACGACCUGUCCCCUGAGCCUCCGGCUGGUCCGGUGUGCACUUUCCUCUUCAAGAAGUCGAACCGUAAGGGCAACGCGGGUCGCCGGAAACGGCCUGCCUUCGACAAGCCGCCCAGAGCAGACGGCGGCAGCAGCAGCAGCAGCAGCAGCGAUGAGGGAAACGUCGUGGUCCGGCGGGAGAAAAGGCGCCUGGUCCCCAACCCCAUGAUCCAGAAAACGCGCGGCAGCUGCCGGGAGAAGAAGGCGCCCGCCUCUUACAGCGGCGCUAGCAGCGGCGGCGACGACGAGAGCGAGCCUUCGCCCUCCGUGAGCGUCGUCUAUAAAUCCACACGCUCGGCCAAGCCCGUGGGCCCCGAGGACAUGGGCGCCACCGCCGUGUACGAGCUGGACACGGAGAAGGAGCGCGAUGCCCAAGCCAUCUUCGAGCGCAGCCAGAAGAUCCAAGAGGAGCUUCGCGGCAAAGAGGACGAUAAGAUCUACAGGGGCAUCAACAAUUACCAGAGGUACGUGAAACCCAAGGACACGUCCAUGGGCAACGCCUCAUCGGGCAUGGUAAGAAAGGGGCCCAUCCGUGCGCCCGAACACCUGCGCGCCACGGUGCGCUGGGAUUAUCAGCCCGACAUCUGCAAGGACUACAAGGAGACCGGCUUCUGCGGCUUCGGAGACAGCUGCAAGUUCCUGCACGACCGCUCUGACUACAAGCACGGCUGGCAGAUCGAGCGCGAGCUGGACGAGGGUCGUUACGGGGGCAUCGACGAAGACAACUACGAGGUGAGCAGCGACGACGAGGACCUGCCUUUCAAGUGCUUCAUUUGUCGACAGUCUUUCCGUAACCCCGUGGUGACCAAGUGCAAGCAUUAUUUCUGCGAGGGCUGCGCCCUCAGUCACUUCCGCACCUCCCAGCGCUGCUACGUCUGUGACCAGCAGACCAACGGGGUUUUCAACCCAGCCAAGGACCUGAUCGCCAAGCUAGAAAAACACCAAGCAGAGGGAAAGGCGGGCACCUCUGACCCCUUAGAAAGCUCAGAUGAAGGUGUAAACCCCGUAACUUAAACCUAGGGAACUAACUGGUAACAAUAAAAUCUCUCUCUUUUAAGUUUUGA
Molecule: messenger RNA, 1170 nt
Organism: Phascolarctos cinereus (koala)
Lineage: Eukaryota; Metazoa; Chordata; Mammalia; Diprotodontia; Phascolarctidae
Gene: RNF113A
Product: ring finger protein 113A
Biological process (GO): snoRNA splicing
Cellular component (GO): U2-type spliceosomal complex
Molecular function (GO): metal ion binding
Source: RefSeq, a predicted model, not a curated record